AAAGGUAUGCGCAUUGGGCACCGUAGGGGCACUCUGAUUUUUGUCGCGCAACAUUAUUUCUCCUUCACAUCUCUGCAGCCGAGACUCCAUCGAUUCGGCUCUCAUUUCCCUCUCAAAACCCUAGUUUUCUCCAUGGCCGAAGCUGUAGACAAUCCCUCGUCCUUCUCCGGCGAGUCUGAUGAGGACUUCAAGUAUGGCUUCCAGCGAGAGGAAAUGUACAAAGCCUCCAUCGCCGGCACUGUCGAUGCUUACGACCGCCACGUGUUUCUCUGCUUCAAGAGCCCCGAGGAUUGGCUUCCUCGCGUCGAGGGCUCUGAUUCCGAUCUGCUUCCGAAGCUUUUCUCCUCGGCUCUCAAGUCUCGCAAGAAUGACAUUGCUGUCAAGACCAAGUUCACGAUAUGCGAGGGACGCGAUGGGACUGAGUUUUCGGAUGGAGAUGUUCUGAUUUUCCCGGAAAUGAUCAAAUACAAGAGUUUGAAAGAUUCAGAUGUGGAUAGUUUUGUUGAUGAUGUGAUUGUGAAUGGGAAACCCUGGGCCUCUGGAAUGCAAGAGGUGUUGACUGGUUCCCACAUAUUUGUGUGUGCUCAUGGUAGCCGGGAUAAGAGAUGUGGUGUUUGUGGACCAGUACUCAUUCAAAAGCUCAAAGAGGAGAUUGACUUGCGAGGGCUGGGGGAUCAAGUUUUUGUAACCCCUUGUUCUCAUGUUGGGGGCCACAAAUAUGCUGGAAACUUGAUAAUUUACAGUCCAAAUCCAGAGGGAAAAAUUAUGGGCCAUUGGUAUGGUUAUGUGACUCCAAAUGAUGUUCCUGAAUUGCUUGAUCAGCACAUUGGGAAGGGGGAGAUCAUAGAACGAAUUUGGAGGGGCCAAAUGGGUUCAUCUACUGAGGAAGGUGAGAAGGUGGAUGAACAGAAGCUGCCAAAUGGAAAAGAUCAGAAGAGGAAAAAGAAGCAUCAAGAAGACAGCCCCAGUCUGGGCAAUAAAGAAAGUGUGGCAGGCUGUUGCCAGGGAGCUGAUGGAGUGUCUUGUUGCAGAGAUGCAACUUUGGUGGAUAAGUGCACAUCAGAGGAGCAAGGAAAGAAGGUAUUGACCAAGCUUUCCCACUGGAUGGGAACAUGGGAACAAGCUGAUGUGUUUGCCACCAUUGCUGUAGUUGGAGCAGUGGCAACUGUUGCUGUGGCUUAUAGCCUUUAUAGGAGGUCAGGCUGAAAAAUGGUAUCCAUUUUGUAGUUGUGUUUGCUUCUGGGUGUGUUAUACCCUCGUUUUUUGUAGAGGAGAGAUGAAAUUACACUGAUUGAAUAAUCCUCCAUACACUACUUUAGAAGGAGAAAGAUGAUACUAUGUUAGGAUAAAGUCGAUUUGAAAGAUGAAGCAUUUCCAUUUCCCUGUGAGUUCUACUUAGGCAUAACUUCAAAUAUUUUUCAA
Molecule: messenger RNA, 1422 nt
Organism: Vitis riparia (riverbank grape)
Lineage: Eukaryota; Viridiplantae; Streptophyta; Magnoliopsida; Vitales; Vitaceae
Product: altered inheritance of mitochondria protein 32
Exons: 5
Coding region: 7-1206 (399 amino acids)
Source: RefSeq, a predicted model, not a curated record